Molecule: messenger RNA, 327 nt
Organism: Rotaria sp. Silwood2
Lineage: Eukaryota; Metazoa; Rotifera; Eurotatoria; Philodinida; Philodinidae
Source: the annotation of a GenBank genome assembly
AUGACUGACCGAACACGAUCAUCAAUACAAAACAUAUCUUGUCUUCGUUCAAAUUCAUGUCGUGAUAGUAAAGAUAAAGUUACUCGAACAGUUAGUGCUUUACAUCGACAAACAGUUGAUCGUGCUCAAAAUCGUUUUGAACGACAAUUAGUUAAAAGUCAACGUGAAAUAAAAUUGGCUACGAAUCAACGACGUGAUUAUUCAUCAUCACCUGCUGAAAAAAUUCAAGUAAAACAAUAUCAUGAAAAUCUUCGAACAACACUUAAUAAUGAUUAUGUACAACUUAUUCAAAUACAUAAUAAAUUUCAUACAGGCUUAUGUUCAUGA